Molecule: messenger RNA, 1486 nt
Organism: Trachymyrmex septentrionalis
Lineage: Eukaryota; Metazoa; Arthropoda; Insecta; Hymenoptera; Formicidae
Product: 2-aminoethanethiol dioxygenase
Exons: 4
Coding region: 613-1293 (226 amino acids)
Cellular component (GO): mitochondrion
Molecular function (GO): oxidoreductase activity, acting on single donors with incorporation of molecular oxygen, incorporation of two atoms of oxygen
Source: RefSeq, a predicted model, not a curated record
CUUUGAUGAUUAGUAUUUGGGUUCGCGAAUAGAGCCACUUUUCUCUUGUCAAAUCUUUAUUUUUAUGCGAAAACGCAUAUUUAUUCAGUGUAUUUUUAUCAAAUUUGAAGUAAAUGGAGUCUUAACAUUUGCCGUAGCUUUGUUGAUUUGCCAAAAUAUAAAUUAAGGGUGCGGUCAUAUAAAAUUAAAUUAUGGGACAAAAACGGAAAAGGCAAAUGAUUAGAGGUUAAUCAAUCAUAACAAUUUUGUUACGUUGUUUCGUAGAUAAGUUUCAUCAAGAAAAAUAUAUUUACGGAACGAAAUGGAAUAACUUCAAUAAUAUAUUAUAUAGAUUCGUCUGCGUAUAACAAUAAGUUUUUUUAUAACAGAUGAAAUAAAUACUGGACGAAGAUUUGACAGCAACGAUUAAAAAUAUAUCUGCUCUUUAUGUUUUUCAUCUACCUUUGAAAGGAAAAAGAAGAUUACAGAAAGUUUUACGGAGAGAAGUCAAUGUAUGUUUGAAAUGUACGAUCUAUAUAGAGGUAUACGAUUGAACAUAAAUACUUUAUAAUCGCUUGUCAAUCCAGAUGAUUAAAAGUUCAAGAAAGAAGUGGCAUACUAACAUAUUUGAUUAUGGCAUCGGCAAUCGAAAUUUUGGGAAAACAAGCAAUGAAAACAUUUUGUGAUCGCCGGUUUUGUCAAAAAAACUUAGACAAAUUGUUGAAUCUAAUAAAUAAGAUAACAGCUGAGGAUGUAAAACUCGAUAAAAAUAUUCUUGAUUACGUCAAUAGGCAGCCGGCACCUAUGUGUGUGAUGGAUAUAUUCGAGAACAAGGACAUAACAAUUGCGAUUUUCAUAUUAAAACAUGGAGUCAAGUUGCCUAUGCAUGAUCAUCCUGAAAUGCAUGGUUUGUUAAAGGUUAUCAGUGGUAUGGUAGAAUUAAGCAGCUACAGUUUGAAGACAAAGAGUAAUCAUGUGAUUAAAACCAAGGAGGAGAUUGUGGCAGUUAAGCAUCGGCCUAUCCGUCUUCAUAGCAAUUCGCCUGCUUGCAUUUUUACACCAACAGAAAAAAAUCUUCAUGAAAUUUCAUGCGUGGAAGGACCUGCAGCUUUCCUAGACAUACUCAGCCCACCAUACGACGUCGAUGAGUUUGGCAAAGGAACAAGACCGUGUACAUUCUUCAAGACAGUCAAGUCUAAGUUAUAUACAGAAUCGAUAGAUAUAAUCGAAGAAGUGCAAUUAUCAGUUGUAGAAAAUCUGCCAGACUUUUACUCUUCGAGUCUAGACUAUAUGGGGCCUCCCUUACGAAAUUAAAUGUAAUUUUAAAAUAUUUUUCAAAUCCCAAUUUGUGUGUGAAUUUUGCAUUUGCAAUGCAUAAUCAUAUAAUAUAUAGAUUUUCACCUAAUCUUUAUGACAUACUAUGUAUAAAUGUAUUCAAGAUUUAAGUUUUAUAUAUUGGCAGAUACAAUUAAACGUCCAUAUUGUGAACUCGUGGAGAUUAUUGACU